Molecule: messenger RNA, 728 nt
Organism: Durotheca rogersii
Lineage: Eukaryota; Fungi; Ascomycota; Sordariomycetes; Xylariales; Xylariaceae
Exons: 1
Coding region: 85-630 (181 amino acids)
Source: RefSeq, a predicted model, not a curated record
AUCCGUCCAAGUUCGCUUCUGCGGUUCUACAGCAUCUGCACGAUUGGGGAGUCCGGUGGCUCGCAAGUAUGAAGGCUGUAAUUUAUGUUCGUACGUCGCCGUCAAGCUCCCGCAUGCUCGCUUGCUCACCUAACGCGCAGUAGAUCCGACGUCUAUCUAUGUAUCCUAUAUUCUGGGGCUCCUCCCCUCAACUGUCUUGCUCAUUCUCGCGUCUUUCGCGUUCGUAGGCAGAGUCGAUUUUCUUCUCCGAGGAGAGACCGAGAGAAGGAAAAAAGAAAAAAAGAAAAAAAGAACACGAGAUCCCCCCUAGAAAACCCCGGAUCUAGCCCUCCGCCGGUCAUCGCGAUCCCCAUACAUACUAUCCCAAUCCCAUCUAUCCUAUCCCACCCUUACCCGCGCAUCCGCAACAUCGCACGCCUCGAUCUAGUUAAGAUCGACAGCGAGAGAGCUCAGCUCGGCAGCCCUGUCUCCUGCUCUCCGCACCCCGCUCCCCCCCGCCUUCGCGAAAGCAGUAUCCCAUCCCAUCGCCUCCUCCUCCUUCUCCUUUCGCGACGCUUCAUCGCGCCGUCCCCUCCGUUCCUCUCGGCCGUCGCUCUUCUCCCCGUCUCUCCGCCCGCGCUAUCGACUUAGACCAGGUAGUAGGCGCCUGCUACGUAGCAAGUUGUGUGGGGUAAGUAAGGGUGAGAAGGGGUACGGGCACUUAAGUAUGCAGGUAGGUAUAUUCGCAG